Molecule: messenger RNA, 949 nt
Organism: Coprinopsis cinerea okayama7#130
Lineage: Eukaryota; Fungi; Basidiomycota; Agaricomycetes; Agaricales; Psathyrellaceae
Product: eukaryotic translation initiation factor 4E member 2
Exons: 5
Coding region: 128-949 (273 amino acids)
Biological process (GO): translational initiation
Cellular component (GO): eukaryotic translation initiation factor 4F complex
Molecular function (GO): RNA 7-methylguanosine cap binding; translation initiation factor activity
Source: RefSeq, a predicted model, not a curated record
CUCUGCUCGACUUAGAUUUAUUCCAUCUCUUUAUAACUGUAUUUGUACAAUGGCUACCAACUACUUUUCAAAUCACUCGACCACCUCUCGUUUUCUGGCCAACAGCGCCAAUCCAUCUCCCUCCGCCAUGUCAAACAACAGUCCCAACAACUCUGCUCAGACGACCACUGGUGCUCCAACCACCUCUGCCAACAAUGGGAAGAACCGUGUCUCAUCUUCCAAACAUUUCUCAACGUCUGUGUCCGCUUUGAACAAUGGAGAACGUUCAAAAUCCAAGGACUCAUCCGAGAACAACUCUGUAUCUUCCACACCCAAAGUUCACCCCCUUCGAAACACAUGGGUGUUUUGGUUCAGGCAGCAACGUGCACCGGGAAAUAAAGUGAUUGAUUAUGAAGAGGGGAUUAAAAAGAUUGCUGCGUUCAGUUCGGUUGAAUCGUUCUGGUCCUUAUGGACCCACCUAUCCCCUCCCUCAGGUCUCCAACCUACCACCGACUACCUCCUCUUCCAUUCCAACGUCCGACGACCUGUAUGGGAGGACCCUUUGAACCUCGCCGGUGGAAAAUGGAUCAUCAGAUUGAGGAAAGGCGUCGCGGAUCGUCUCUGGGAAGACCUCGUCCUCGCAGUCAUUGGUGACCUAUUCGACGAUUGCCGAAGUACCACCUCUUCACCAACAGCAGCCAAAGCGGACGGAGGCGAGAAUAGCGAAGAUGAAAACCAAUACCCUGAAAUAUGUGGUUGUACAAUUAGCGUUCGACAGAGUGAGGAUAUUAUUAGUCUGUGGAAUAGGGUGGAGGCCAAUAGGCAGGUCAGGGAGAAGAUUAGGGAUACUAUCAGGAGGGUGUUGAACCUCCCUCCAUCAACAAUAAUGGAGUAUAAAACCAAUAAUGAUUCGAUGCAAGACAAAUCUAGCUUCCGCAAUUCAGCCAUCGACCGUGCCACGUUGUCUUGA